CUUAUCACAUUAUGUACAGUUGGUUUACGGAAGAAUAUGUAACCUCCAACUAAGGUCGUCCUUUGCCAACCACCAACGCUUGUUGUAAAUCUGUAAAAGUUUGUACAGUUUCGAGACAAAUAUUCCAAUGUUUAUCCUUAAUUGGUUCUACGAUGCUUUAGCUGCUCUUGGUCUUGUAAAUAAGCAUGCCAAGAUGCUGUUCUUAGGUCUGGAUAAUGCUGGUAAAACCACCUUGCUCCACAUGCUAAAGAAUGACCGUUUGGCUGUUAUGCAACCAACUUUGCACCCUACAUCUGAAGAGUUAGCUAUUGGAAAGGUUCGCUUCACAACCUUUGACUUGGGCGGUCACCAACAGGCUCGACGCCUUUGGAGAGAUUACUUCCCUGAAGUUAAUGGCAUUGUGUAUCUUGUAGAUUGCUGCGAUUUCGAGCGACUUUCCGAAUCUAAAGCAGAGUUGGAUGCUUUGUUGGCUAUGGAGGAGCUUGCGAAGGUCCCUUUCUUAAUUUUAGGUAACAAGAUUGAUGCUCCUGGUGCUAUUUCUGAGGAUGAAUUGAAGGCUGCUCUUGGCUUAUACCAGACUACUGGUAAGGGAGUUUCCAAACCUGUUCCUGGCAUCCGUCCCAUUGAAGUCUUUAUGUGCUCAGUAGUCCUUCGUCAAGGAUAUGGAGAAGGUUUCAAGUGGUUGGCUCAAUAUGUUUAAAUUUCCAUACUAUGUUCUGCUGACUUCAGUAACAUUAGCUAAUAAUCUUUCGCUUGAUUCUUCUUUAUUCUUCUAUAAUGUUGUGUACUUCACUUAUAUCUCAAGGAUAGUUUGAUUACCGAUUGCUCCUUCAGGAUGGUUUUCUUUCAAUUCUAGAAUGUCUUUAUGUUUACUGUGUCUAAAUCCACUAUGUAGAAACGUCCUGCGAAAAGUUCAUCAAUGGGCUAUACAGUUCUACUGGUUUUUUUAUUGACAUCUCACGAUUUCAAUAACUGAUUGAUUAUUAUUCUCUAUAGAACGGUCGGAGUUUUGUUGUACCCUUUAGCUAAGUUCGAUAUUAAGGUAUUUCAUACUGAAUGGCCGCUAUCCGCUUACAAAGUUGUCAUGCGGAUUUAGGUCUUAACUGUGGUUCUUAGCAGUAGAUUACAUAUUUAAAUUUAUUACAUAGGGA
This is a messenger RNA of Schizosaccharomyces octosporus yFS286, 1151 nucleotides long. Its product is annotated as ADP-ribosylation factor Sar1. The record is from RefSeq and is a predicted model, not a curated record. The transcript is spliced from 3 exons. The coding region runs from base 128 to 700 and encodes 190 amino acids. Gene Ontology annotation, cellular component: endoplasmic reticulum exit site; COPII vesicle coat. Gene Ontology annotation, molecular function: GTPase activity; GTP binding. Gene Ontology annotation, biological process: endoplasmic reticulum to Golgi vesicle-mediated transport; membrane organization; vesicle organization. NCBI's taxonomy places the organism in Eukaryota, Fungi, Ascomycota, Schizosaccharomycetes, Schizosaccharomycetales, Schizosaccharomycetaceae.